Molecule: messenger RNA, 2267 nt
Organism: Marchantia polymorpha subsp. ruderalis
Lineage: Eukaryota; Viridiplantae; Streptophyta; Marchantiopsida; Marchantiales; Marchantiaceae
Source: the annotation of a GenBank genome assembly
UCGAUCUCUCUCUCUCUCUCUCUCUCUACCUCUCUCUCUCUCUCUUAGAGGCCACUCUCAGACACACCGAUUCCAGGCAGCCUCUGGCGCAAGUGAGCUCACGGAAUUCGAGACCAGCUGUGACCCAUAGUGCUCGAGAUUCAACAGCUUCUUCUCGCGCGAAGAGUCGGACGCGCUGUCAUCGGGAGGGAUCCCGAGGAGCUUGGAGCUUGCUUGCCUGCCUCACUGUCCAUGUUUCCGGCCAGACGAGGCAGCGCCUUCGCAAGUGCUCGAACCGACGUCCGAGGACGGAAUUUGGCAGGGCUUGCUAUUCGACGAGCGGCGCUUUUUCCUCGUCGUUCGAAGGUCUGGUGUGUAGGAAUUGGAGCGCAACGAUUGCAGGGUUUUGGCCGCUCGUACGUUCACGGCCCAGAGCUCGAUCGUCGGACGUCGGGACGGAAGGAUAGGAAGAUAUGGCGGAGGCGGAGGUAGAGGCAGAGGGCAAUCUUUCGCAGGGCAUUCUGGAGAUUCAAGGUGCCAACGCUGUGUGGCUCGAUCCAGUGGCAGUGCUGAAUGGAGCUUAUUCCCAGUACCAAGUGUCUUACAGUCGAUACUAUUCUCGUCCUUCUUUCGGAAAUCUGCAUUCUUCUUCGUCGUCAGCCGGAGCUGCCUGCAGUGAAGGAAACACGCGCAAACGCAAGAGGAAGAAGACCUACACUCCCAACGAGAAGGAGGUUUUGGCUGAACUUCGCCAUAAGGAAUCGAGAUCCUCCAUAUCACAUGCACAUUCUUCAUUUCUGGCGACCAGACCGCCAUUGAGCUCUUCGAAGGCGACUAUGGACAGCCUCAGUGGAAACUGUACAGCUUCACAACAGCUUUCGACUCUUGCGGAUGCAAACACCAAUACAUCAGAAGACGCUGAAGUGGACUUCGUCCGCUUGGCUGAAUUGUGGCAAGCCCCUCUCUACGAGCUAAAUUAUCUGAGAAAGUCUUCACAAGGCGCAGAAAGUGAUGUUAGAUGGUGCCAGCAUAUGGAAUCGAGAGCAACUCCGCUUUUUGGUUCGUUCGUGGAGCAUGAGGAAGAAGCCUUAGCUGAAUGUGCUGGAUGCACCUUCAUUCUCCCCAGAAAUUGCCGUUUCCUCAUGUCAGAUGUUUCUCAUAUUCAUCAACUUAUUCCAGAGCAUCCAGAUUUUGGAUACAAUCUCAUCUUGAUCGACCCUCCGUGGGAAAACAAGAGUGUUCAUCGAAAAUCAUUGUACCCUACUCUACCAAAUCGACAACUUUUGUCUCUUCCUAUCAAACAGCUUGUGCACAGAGAAGGUACCCUUCUGGCAUUAUGGCUUACUAACCGAGAGAAGCUGCACCAAUUUGUUGAAAAAGAGCUUUUUCCAGCUUGGGGUGUUCAACUCGCUGCUUCCUGGUAUUGGCUGAAGCUAAAUGAUUCUGGCCAAAUGAUCAGCCCCUUGGAUUUACAACAUCACAAACCAUACGAGUGCCUACUGCUUGGGUAUCUUCCCGGUAAUAAGCAGGCGGCCUACUCUGACGAAACUGCUCAAGAGGAUUUGAUGAGCAUGAGAGAAACUGUUUGUUAUAAAGCACCUCCUAACAAGUUCGUGAUUAUGAGCAUUCCCGGAGAUCACUCAAGAAAACCACCUCUGGGCUCUCUUUUAUCUCAGUAUGCUCCUGGUCCGCAUCCCGUUACAGGUCUUGAACUAUUUGCAAGAGAACUGACGCCUGGCUGGACUUCUUGGGGCAACGAACCUCUGCGCUUUCAGAAUUUACGAUACUUUCACAACAGAGGCUGAAUCCGGCUGGUUAAGCUGAAAAUGUGCAUCUAUUUCUAGCACUCCUGCUUUACGUGAAGGAUUGGAGGUGCUAAAACGGAGUUUUGUUCGAUGAGUUCCACUUUUUUACCACGAAGUGAUCAGAUCAUGAACUGGUGCGAUUGAUUCGGAUUAUGAGCAACGCCGCCUGGAAUAUUGGUGGCAGAAGCUGAGAAGGGUUGAUAGAGCGUUUUAGCACUGUAGCAAUGUAGCACUGAGACGAUGGUCUGAUCUAGCAUCACAUAAGCAUGUACUUUAAGCGAAAAAAAAACCACCACUAUUCUGGUGAGAAGGAGGAGCAAAGCCACAGGAUUAACUCGAAGGCUGUUGUAAGUAAAACACCGUAUCCCCUACUCCUUCGUAUAAGUUCCAUACUACUACACCUUUGUGUACUCAAGACAGGCAACACGAGACACGCCUUUUCUGUACUUGAAGAGAUACCAAAUACAUGUACUUGAAGAGAUU